Messenger RNA from Cicer arietinum (chickpea), 747 nucleotides. Lineage: Eukaryota; Viridiplantae; Streptophyta; Magnoliopsida; Fabales; Fabaceae. The record is from RefSeq and is a predicted model, not a curated record.
AUGAAAUCUUCUCUGCACUCUGUAUUUAGCAUUAAAGAUCUCGGUAUAUUGAAAUAUUUUCUUGGUUUUGAAAUAGCUCGCAAUACCAAUGGCAUUUCCUUAUGUCAAAGGAAGUAUUCUUUGGAUCUCCUUGAAGAAACUGGAUCGCUUGGUUCAAAACCAUGUUCCACACCAAUGGAUGCUAAUUUAAAAUUGUCUAUUUCAAUUGGUCAGCCUCUUUCUAAUGCCACUAUUUUUAGAAAAAUGAUUGGACAGCUUUUGUAUCUUACAAAUACUCGUCCUGAUAUCUCUUUUGUUGUUUGUAGGUUGAGCCAAUUCCUUUCAGCACCUACAGACUUGCAUCUCCAGGCUGCAUUUCGUAUUGUUCGCUUCAUCAAGAACAAUCCUAGUAAAAGACUAUUUUUCCCAGCACGUUCCUCAUUUCAAAUCAAAGGCUUUUGCGAUUCUGAUUGGGGUGCAUGUCAAGACACAAGACGUUCUUUUACAGGUUGUUGCUUCUUCCUUGGUGAUUCAUUAAUUUCAUGGAAAAGCAAGAAACAAUCCACUGUUUCACGUUCUUCAUCUGAGGCUGAAUAUCGUGCGCUGGCCCAAGCUACAUAUGAAGCUCAAUGGCUUCUUUACCUACUGAACGACCUGCAUAUUCCUCAUCUUAAGCCGGCUGUUCUAUACUGCGACAAUAAAUAUGCUCUUCAUAUUGUCUCUUCAUAUUGGUUUGAGACAAGAUUCAAGAUGGAAUUCUUCACUUAA